Ascochyta rabiei is the source of this 981-nucleotide messenger RNA. RefSeq lists its product as uncharacterized. The coding region runs from base 1 to 981 and encodes 326 amino acids. The record is from RefSeq and is a predicted model, not a curated record. The transcript has 2 exons. NCBI's taxonomy places the organism in Eukaryota, Fungi, Ascomycota, Dothideomycetes, Pleosporales, Didymellaceae.
AUGUUUUCGAGCAAAGAGACUUCCGACUUCCUGUCGGCUCGCGACUAUCAUGCCUUCCUGACAAACCGCGGCCUCCUCAAUUCCAGUAAUUCUCGUCUUCUUUUCAUAAAGGAGGCUUUUAACAAUGACCAGACAUUUCAUGCUAUUGUAUCAGACUCCCUAGAAGCAAACCCCAACAAUGAACAACAAGCGACACCUCCUGAUUCCACUCCUCUGAAAGACACUGCCACCGAGGAGACCACUUCCAGCAACCCCCGCCAGUGCGAGUCGCUCCUCGAACCUUUGAUCGCUGAGACGUCUCUCUCCCCAAAGAUGCUACCCGCCAUGCGAGCUUACCUGCCAGAAACCACUGCUAAGCAACCCACUCGUACCCGUGCAAAGUUUGAUCUCUCUCAAGUCCUCGACACCCUGGGCUCAGACCAGCUUAUCGCAGCUCGUGAGACAGUUGAUUCUUUGCAUUUCCCCACCGAGCAGCUACAAAAGGCGUGCGGUAACAACAUCCGGCACUUUGAGAUCUCGUACCAUGCCACGCUGGGGGCGGUCUAUGGGUUUCUCAACCGGGCACUGUCACACGAUGUAGACAUGUCUUUCCCUGACGGAAAGCUAGAAAUCCUAUCACAGUACAAGAGCAAACCAGCUCCUCUGACAGCCGAGGAUAGACAGAUAUUGGAGUCGGUGGAGACUGCGUGGAAACGGUUCAUGAAGGCCUGCUGCGCGCUUGCGCUUGCUGAAGCUGCGUGGCAGACAGCGGCUGGUCCGGAGUCUAGCGGAGAUGUUACUGACGAAGGUCUAGCGGUCGCAGGUUCUUCUGCUCUCAUAAACUCCACCCCUGAUCCGCCGGUUAAUACGGAAACGGCAUCAAAAGACGAAGCUGAAGUCAGUCCAGAUUUCUUAGACAAAGUGGAGGGACAGAUUGCCCGUUUGGAAGAACUCAGCACUCGGGGAGCUUUGUAUCUUUCUGGACGUGAGUGGGAAACAUAA